This is a messenger RNA of Galeopterus variegatus (Sunda flying lemur), 516 nucleotides long. RefSeq names its product XK, Kell blood group complex subunit-related family, member 9 (gene XKR9). NCBI's taxonomy places the organism in Eukaryota, Metazoa, Chordata, Mammalia, Dermoptera, Cynocephalidae. Gene Ontology annotation, biological process: engulfment of apoptotic cell; apoptotic process involved in development; phosphatidylserine exposure on apoptotic cell surface. Gene Ontology annotation, cellular component: plasma membrane. The record is from RefSeq and is a predicted model, not a curated record. The coding region runs from base 1 to 516 and encodes 171 amino acids. The transcript is spliced from 3 exons.
AUGAAGUAUACUAAACAUAAUUUUAUGAUGUCAGUUCUUGGCAUUAUAAUCCUUAUAAGUGAUUUAAUUGUGGACAUAUGGGUAUUUGUAAGAUUUUUUCAUGAAGGACAAUAUGUUUUUGGUGUUUUAACAUUAAGCUUUAUGCUCCUUGGCACACUUGUGGUCCAUUGUUUUAGUUAUUCUUGGUUGAAGGCUGAUUUAAAGAAAGCAGGCCAAGAAAGUCAGCAUUAUUUUCUUCUACUUCAUUGCUUGCAAGGAGAAGUUUUUAUAAAUAAAUGUUUACUUUACAGGUAUUGGUUUGCCUUGAAAAAAGGUUACUAUGUAGCUUUCAAGUAUAGCAGCAAAACUAAUAACUUCAUGGAAGAACAAAUUGAUCCACAUAAAGAAGUUAUAGAUAGAGUAACUGAUUUGAGCAUGCUCAGGCUAUUUGAGACCUACCUGGAAGUUUGCCCACAACUUGUUCUUCAGCUCUACGUCCUUCUGGAGUAUGGUCAAGUGAAUUUCUAUCAGUGUUAA